This is a messenger RNA of Sinocyclocheilus grahami, 1366 nucleotides long. RefSeq names its product solute carrier family 35 member F2-like. Gene Ontology annotation, biological process: transmembrane transport. Gene Ontology annotation, molecular function: transmembrane transporter activity. Bases 1 to 795 code for a protein of 264 amino acids. The transcript is spliced from 6 exons. NCBI's taxonomy places the organism in Eukaryota, Metazoa, Chordata, Actinopteri, Cypriniformes, Cyprinidae. Gene Ontology annotation, cellular component: membrane. The record is from RefSeq and is a predicted model, not a curated record.
AUGCACUACAAUGAUCUGGACAGUAUUACCUUAAGAGGUGCUAACAUCUCAAUUCCAUAUGAGAUGCUGCUUCCGCUGCUGGACUGCUUUGUGAUCCCGGUUCUGAUGCUGCUCUCGUGGAUCUUCUUGAAAACUCGCUACAGACCAUUGCAUUUUAUAGCUGUGACCGUGUGUUUGCUUGGAGUCGGUGCGAUGGUAGGAGCAGAUCUGCUGGCAGGGCGAGACCAAGGCUCAAGUCAUCAUGUGUUGUUGGGGGAUGGACUCGUGCUGGUCAGUGCUGCUCUGUACGCAGUAUCUAACGUCUGUCAGGAAUACACAGUGAAAAACUUGAGCAGGGUGGAGUUCUUGGGCAUGAUGGGGCUCUUUGGGACUCUCAUCAGUGGUGUGCAGAUGGCUAUACUUGAAUCCAAAGCUAUACCUGUCAUCAGCUGGAACUGGACAAUAUGCCUGCUCUUUGUUGCAUAUACUCUGUGCAUGUAUGGGCUGUACAGUUUCAUGCCUGUAGUGGUAAAUAUGACCAGCGCCACAGCUGUGAACCUCUCACUGCUGACUGCCGACCUCUUCAGUCUCUUCUGUGGCAUGUUCCUUUUUCGCUACAAUUUCUCAGGCCUGUAUAUUGUGUCUUUUGUGGUGAUCACACUUGGUUUCAUCAUGUUCAACAUCGUACCGACCUACACAGCAGAUCAGUCGUAUGCCACUAAUGACAGGGCGUAUCAUCUGGCUUCAUCUGCAGAUGUCCAGCAAGACAUUGUAGUAGACUGGCUGCAAAAGGACAAGAGAAUGAGGACAGCAUAGGAUCCAGUCACGGAGCACAUUGCAACGGAUUCUGUUCUCCGAUAUAAAGCUCUACAAUGUAGAGUACAGUAUUGAGUUUUACAGAUUUACUUUUAAAGGGUCUAUAUUUUUGCCAAAAGGCAGUGUUUAAUCUGUUGUUUAUGGAUUUUAAAUCCACAUCAGAGUACCUUGAGUCUGUUUUUAUAUUUAAACCAAUUUGCAUAUAAAUGUUAUUUAAAUCUGCUGAGACUGAAGUUCAGAUACAUUAAAAAGAAAAGCAAAAUGUCGUCAUGCACUACAAUGAUCUGGACAGUAUUACCUUAAGAGGUGCUAACAUCUCAAUUCCAUAUGAGAUGCUGCUUCCGGUAUGAUUACUUGUAUUAACAUUCUUUAUCUUUGUAACAUUCUUUAACUAACCCUUGUGUGUUAUUUUUAUUUGAGUUAUGAAAUGAUUACAAAACUGUAGAUCAAAAAUAACUUUAGAUGAAAUGAUUCAGCUUUUCAUAUUCAACUUGUUACAUUUAGUGUUAGUAUUGCAUCCUCUUUUAUGUUUAUUUUGUUUAAUGUAUCUACAUUUGAAAAUUAUUAUUUG